AUUCGUUCGAGUUCGUCCAUGGCACUCAAGUUGAUCAAGCAAUCGCGCUGCUUUGGUGGGGUCGUCAAGCAGUUCUCCCAUGAGAGCGCUACCACCCGCAGCACCAUGCAGUUCUGUGUGUUCCUUCCCCCCAACGCGUCCGAGACGCAGAAGGUGCCGGUCGUGUACUUCCUCGCGGGCCUCACGUGCAACGACGAAUUGAUGCAAAUCAAGGCGGGUGCCCAACGCAUUGCCGCGGCGCGAGGUAUCGCCAUUGUCACUCCGGACACGAGUCCCCGUGGAGUCGACAUCGAAGGUGCCGACGAUGCGUGGGACUUUGGCUCGGCCGCCGGCUUUUACGUGGACGCCACGGAACCCAAAUGGUCGGCCCACUACAACAUGUAUUCGUACGUGACAAAGGAACUUCCGUCGAUCGUGAACGCCAACCUGCCCAUUUUGAGCGACAAAGCGUCCAUCAUGGGCCACUCGAUGGGAGGCCACGGUGCGUUGACCCUCGCCCUGCGCAACCCGGAACUGUACAAGGCCGUGUCCGCCUUUGCUCCAAUUGCCCACCCCACCCAAUGCCCUUGGGGUAUCAAGGCGUUCACGGGGUACCUCGGGACGGACCAGGCCACGUGGAAGGUGCGCUUCCAGUAUUUGUUCGAUUUGAGAAUAUACAUAUUAUUGCCUCAAUGUUGACGAUAUUUGAUCGUUAGAACUACGACGCAACGCUGCUCGUGCUGGAGAAGGGGGCGGUCCCUGGGCUCCACAUCUGGGUGGACCAAGGCACGGACGACCAGUGGUUACAGGAGAAGCAACUCCUCCCCGAAGCGUUCGAGGCGGCGUGCCAAAAGGUGGGGCAGCCCCUGACGCUGCGGAUGCUGGACGGCUACGAUCACGGCUACUACUUCAUCUCGACGUUCAUCGAAGAGCAUUUGAACAACCACGCGGACUUGCUCUUGCAGUAGACUAGCACCUCAUGACAAUGCUGUGGGACUGGUAGCAAGCAUCUAAACAUGAUGAAUAAUCAAUUGCAGCUCGUUCUCUUCUACUGGUAUGGGGAUGAUAUACAAUCAUAAUGGAAGUACAAGUGUCGAGGAACUAACAGCAACGCCGAGUUCUGAUGGCGCGUCCAAUGCGAUGAUGGAGUGCGAACCUCUGUUUCAGGGCAGCGCCAUCGUCUUGUCUGGAUACAGCGACCGGUAUGUAGUGAUGCCAAGGCAGUCGUCUCCGACCCCGCUUCUCGUGUACAUGUCUCGGGUACGAUCCCGUCACAUGCUUCUUCGCCUGCGACGUCUUGUUC
Molecule: messenger RNA, 1282 nt
Organism: Aphanomyces astaci
Lineage: Eukaryota; Oomycota; Saprolegniomycetes; Saprolegniales; Verrucalvaceae
Product: S-formylglutathione hydrolase, variant 2
Exons: 4
Coding region: 19-678 (219 amino acids)
Biological process (GO): formaldehyde catabolic process
Cellular component (GO): cytosol
Molecular function (GO): S-formylglutathione hydrolase activity
Source: RefSeq, a predicted model, not a curated record